Polychytrium aggregatum is the source of this 448-nucleotide messenger RNA. RefSeq lists its product as uncharacterized. Lineage: Eukaryota; Fungi; Chytridiomycota; Chytridiomycetes; Polychytriales. The transcript has 3 exons. Bases 1 to 348 code for a protein of 115 amino acids. The record is from RefSeq and is a predicted model, not a curated record.
AUGGCAUCGGGAUGGGAAAAGUUCAAGAGUCAUACGCGACGCAUGUCCGACACGUUCAGCAGACGGUCGGUUCCCGAUGCUUCCUCACCCGGGUCGCCAUCCAAGGCAACGCCCGCGAUAGCAGAGCUUCUCAAGCCCAUAUAUCUCACCCUGAACGAAGCCGAGCUCGUCCACGACACAGAGGAGUGGCGAUAUGUCGAUGAGCGCGACAACGUCGGGGUCUUUGGCCGGGUCAAGGAGCUCGAAAGAGAAAAUCGGCAGCUGAGACUGAAGAUCGAUGUGCUCUUGGACCUUUUGACCAUAUCCAAGCUCGAUAAUGUCGCGCUGCACAUGGAGCGGGGGGAUUAGCUGAGUGGCCGUGCGGUCCUGUUUCCCUCCCCAUUCUUUGUUUGCGACUCGGUAUAGUGCGUUCCAGUCGCUCCAUCAUCACCAGCAACACCGGUAGACA